This is a messenger RNA of Dendrobium catenatum, 854 nucleotides long. Its product is annotated as heavy metal-associated isoprenylated plant protein 9. NCBI's taxonomy places the organism in Eukaryota, Viridiplantae, Streptophyta, Magnoliopsida, Asparagales, Orchidaceae. The transcript is spliced from 4 exons. Gene Ontology annotation, molecular function: metal ion binding. The record is from RefSeq and is a predicted model, not a curated record. The coding region runs from base 366 to 854 and encodes 162 amino acids.
UCCAUUUUCCCUUGCUUUUGCCACCUUCCUACUAGCUAGUUAGCUCGAUAAAAACCCCAGCUCUCUUUUCUUUCUCUCCCUCUUUUUUCUCCACCCUUUGAGAGAAAAAUAAAAGCAUUUCAGGCAUUCAUUAGAUAUACAUAAUAGUAUGAUCUCAAGGUUCCUUCGCUAGUUAAGCUUGCAAAGGAGUGGUGCUCCAUGUGCAUUGGAAUGAUAUAGAGCUUUAAUAAUAAUUUUACAACUAAAAGCCACCACCCCCUCUCCUUCUUCUCUUUGUCUUGUAAUUUUCAAGCUGUAGCUAUAUAAGAAGCUUUGGAGAAUAGUUUUAGUCCCUCUUCCUCCUUGCUCUUUUUCUACCAUUUCCAAUGGGUGAAGAAGCUAAACAGGCAGAAGCUAAGGCAGCUGAAGCGCCUAAGCAAGAAGAGAAACCGGCCACCGAACAUAAAGAGGAGAAACAAGAGGAGAAGAAAGAAGAGGUGAAGCCCUCACCUCCUCCUCCUAUUGUUCUCUUCGUUGAUUUGCACUGUGUUGGUUGCGCAAAGAAGAUUGAGAAAUCCAUUCUCAAGUGCAGAGGAGUUGAAGAGGUGAAGAUGAACAUAGAAAAGAAUGAGGUGACAGUAAAAGGAAUAGUGGAUCCACAGGCUUUGUGUUCGCACAUUCAAAAGAAAACAUUAAGAAAUGCCAAAGUCCUCUCCCCACUGCCCCCAGCAGAUGCUGCUGCUGACUCCACCAAAGCAGAACCACCACCGCCUCAGGAAAGUGGGAUCGUUACAGUGGAGCUGUUUGUUAACAUGCACUGCGAUGCCUGUGCUCAACAACUAAGGAAAAAGAUAAUGAAGAUGAGAGGUAAUUAA